Molecule: messenger RNA, 3690 nt
Organism: Effrenium voratum
Lineage: Eukaryota; Dinophyceae; Suessiales; Symbiodiniaceae
Source: the annotation of a GenBank genome assembly
AUGAGCGGACCGCUGGCAGUGGCUAUGCGUUCCAUUGAGUUGGUGGAGAAGAGUUGCUCAGCUGCAAAGGAAGCUGAUGCGAAUGAUCUGGAGGCUCCCCGUGUUGAGAUUGGCAUCUUCGGCCUCACGGGCCUGGACUCUAAGUCCCCGCGCUCGCGGUCCAAGGGCCGGCCGCUAGUGCCGCCCGGCGAGGAGUCGGCGGCGCGGCAGUCGCGGCUCCGGCAGUUGGAGGAUGCGGUCCGCGGGGAGUGGUCUGCUGUGUUGCCGGAUCAGCCGGAGGGGCCGCAGGCGGCGCAGGAAGCACGGGGGCAGCCGCUGGAUGAGAGUGAUGAGGAGAGCGAGGUGAAUGCACUGGACUGGCGGCGAGACCCGAACAAGAGCGAACAGAUGACGAUGUCGAUGUCCCGGGACUUCUCAGCCCGCAUGCGGUGGCAGGUGGCUUUCGCCAAGGUCCGGGAGAUGACCAACGUCUCGCGGAAGCGGCAGCACCGCGUGGCCCUGGCCAGCAAGGUGAAGGAAUACCUCAUGUUCCACCACAGCAGAGGCGCGUGCAGCCGCAUGAGCCGGCAUAUCGAGAACUACGACCGCUCCAACCUGGCGGGCACGGAGGUUGUGGAGUCGUUAGCAGAUGCGGUGCCGGAGGCGGAUCGCUGGGUGAAGAAUUUCGAGGACAUGAGAAAUGCCUUGGAGCCAGUAGUGCAGAGUGAUCAGGCCCGGAAGUACGACAUGAAUGAGCUGGAGCGGAUGAUGCGGAUGAAUCAGCAGGACGAACGAGUGGCUGGAAGCCCAGCAGAAGAAGACGGAGGAGAGAUGCUCACGGCGCACAAGCGCCUGGUGGGGAAGACCGCCUCCAGCCUGGCGGAGUCGGUGCGGAAGGUCAAGGAGGUCUUGUCAGCGCUGGCGGCAGAGAUCGCCGAAGGCCUCCAGCGGCACGCGGCGCUGAAUUUGGAGCACGAGGCCUUUGAGGCGGAGAUGUUCGAAUUGUCGCGGCGCCAGAAGACGAUGCUGACGCAGAUCGAAGACUUUGAAGCCCGCAAGAAAGAAUGCAAGGACGACCGUUACAGCUUCGAGCUUGAAAAGUUGAAGGCGGAGUUCUCCAAGCUGCGGCGGGCCGUGGACAGCGGCAAGCUGCAGGUGGUCAAGGACAAGGACCGGUGCAGAGAAAUCAUGUGGGAGGUCCAGGACCAGGUGAGCGUGCAGAUGAAGGACAAGUUUGAAGUGAUGUCCAGCGUGCACAUCCAGCGAAUCCAGAGAUUCUGGAAUGUUCAGCAGAGGCAUCGAAUCAUGAGGCAGGCCUCCGCGGAGAAGGAGAUCCGGGACCUGAGGCGCAAGCUGGAAGAGCGCCGCAGGUACUUGCAGGUGGCGAAGGCGCGGCAAGUGGUGGCGCAGAGCCGCGCAGAGGCCACAGAGGUACAGCUCUUGCUGCUGGAGCUUCGCUUGCGCGCCCAGGACCUGGAGGGGGGCUGCCCUGCAGAACGAAGGACCUUCCGAAAGAUGUGGUCAUCGGGCGACCUGACCAUGACGCCACCAACAGGGCUCCUGGCACUUCUCGCGGAGGAGCUGCAGAUCCAUCGCGGCUGGCUCACAGAUCGAGGUCAGGAGCUGGCAUUGGACGCGCGCAGCUUUCUCGUGCAAGGCAAGCUGGUCCUGGCCACACCCAUGUCUUUGCUGACCUUCGUUUGGCAGAUGCUGAUCGAAGCUGGAUGCAAGUCGCGAGAGAAGCUGAGCCGAGUCUUCCGGGAGGAGCUGCAGAGGAGUCGAGAAGAGGUCCAAUCAAUGGUUGAAGACGUGCAGGAGGUCUCUCUGCAGCUCUUCGACGCCCGAGAGGUGCAGAAGGCGGUGGAGGGCGCGCUGGGCUCUCUGGAGGCCACGCGGCUGAAGCAGCAGAGCCUUCAGAAGAGCUGGGACCACAUCAGCGAGCAGAUCUCGGGAUGGGUGAGGGACGAGCUCUCUGAGAAGCUGGAGGACCUGGAUCAGGGGCUCAGCUUUGCGGAGACCUCCACUCGCUGGCUCCGGGAGAUUGAGACGCACCGGGUGAGCGUUUGUGACGUCAGCGGCCAGGACGCCGCGUGGCUGGCGGAGCUCUCGGAACGUUUGGGCAAGCGCUGCGGGGAGCUGCGGGCCGGCCAGGCGCUGCUGCAGGCAUCCAAGGGCCAGCAAGCGGCGCAGGCAGUUGGUGGCCUAUUGCUGGGCAUGUCAGAGGUGCUGGAUGAGGAUCUGAUCCAGGGGGGGGAGCGGCUCUGCCAGCGCCUGCAGCGAGACAUGGUGAAGCGCGGACACCUCCACGGGGAGAUCACGGCCAUGUACAGACGACUAUCCCGGCAGGAGGGCGUGGAUUCUUCGUGGCAGGAGCAGGAUCAGGCCCAGGGCACUUCGGCGAUGUUCGAGGGCGUGGGAUCCCUGAACUUUCUGUUGGAGGACAGGUGCAAAGAGCAGGUGUCGCCCGGUGAACUCCUCAGCAUCCUUCACAGCACUGCUGCCCGCGUCUUCAAGCGGCGGAACUCCAAGGUCUUCGAUUGGGCCCUCAUGGGCCUGGAUGACUUGGACAAGACCACCUCCGAGGAGCUUUUGAAAGAGCAGGCCCGAGCCGAAGCGCGGCGCAGGGACAGCGUGCAGGUCUCCGAGCUGGUGGCGGGCCUGGGGCUGGGAGCGGAGUGGACGCCUCCCAGCGACCUCUUUGCCAGCAUGGAGGAGUUAUCCGUCGCCAUGCACUUGGCGCAGAAGGCUGUGAACGACUACACACCCGAGGCGCCAGCACGAAGCUGGGUAGCGCAAAGCUCCCAUGAGGCGACAGAGGGUGGCCCUUCUGAGGAUGGGAGGCCCACGGUGCCAGAGGUGCCUCCAGCUGCGAGUCCCGAGUCGUUGGGCGAGCUUUCGAAUUCCAGGCCAGCCACGGGAAUCUCGCGAGCUUCAAGAUCAGAGGCCCAGCUGCGUGACAACGGCGGCACCUCCGACGAGCAAACAGAGGCCCUGGCAGUCGAGAAUGAGCGGCCUGCCUCCCAGGUGGAUUCCAGGCACGUGCCGCCGUUUUCGUCGGACCUGCGAGCACAGGACCAUGCGCCGACGCAUCCGACGCCGGAGGCGUCGAGAGGCUUGCCGGAAGGCGGGCUGGAGUUACACAGCGAGGAGCCAAACAAAGUGCCGGCGGCUGUGCACGUGGAGCCGGAGGUCCAGGUGGCAAAUGCCCUGCACAGACUUGCAUACGGCAAAGAGGAAGCGAUCCCGGCCCAAGAUUUUGCCAUGAACAACAUUUGGGCUCCGGGAAGCCCAGCAGCCGACGCGCUGCACUUGGAAGAUGUGCCCGACAGGACCAGAGAUGGCUUUCCAGACAACAGUGAGGAUGGGCAGGAGCGACCGAGCGACAGGAGCAAAGUGCUGGAAGGUGCACAAGGUCACGCCAGCACCAGCGACACGUUGCCAGCUGAGCAGGCAACUCCGGUGGUGCCUUCGUCGGCUUUCGGGCCUUCCAAGGCGCCGAAGCUUGAGGCACCCGGCUCUUUGGAGGCCGGAGCAGAAGCGCGACACCAGGGGCUGGAGAUGGACGACUCGAGAAUCGGCCUACGUCCACUGGGCAACCUGAUUCGACUGGUCGACCUGCUUCAAUUGGUCGGCCCGAGUCAGCUGGUGAGCCUGCUUCAGCUGGUCGGCUUGAUUCAGCAGGUCGACCUUCAACCGGUCAACCGGGUUUAA